AUGUCUCAACCUUCUGUCUUAACUCCUAACAAGCACACCAAGGAGCAAUCCAACCCUAAAAAUGUAGAUACUGAGGUAAAUCUCUUUGAUGUCAUUACUGAUGUCGUUCCGCUCUCGAUAGUUCCUGUCCAUGCAACCCCUAUAAGGAAGGAUAGAACAUCUGCUUCAAGGAAAGGUAAUCCCUCUAAAGUAAGUACCUCUUCCUCUCCAUCCAUGACUACUAAAAAAGUAAAAACCCUUGAACCCUCUACUGCUGUAAAGAAAUUCCAUUCUAUGACUAGUCUGUAUCUUGAUCCCAUUAGUGUUGAACCUAAUGUUGGUGUUUAUAAAGAAUGUCUUGUUAUUCCAAAUGUUAUGGAAGAUGUUGAAGCCUCUAAAACCAGUAAUAGACCUAGGUCUGUUACUACUUUGAGUAAAUUCAUCAUGAUCGUUGCGGACAUAAAUGACGUAGAUAAGAAUAUUUGUGUGCUGAUCUCUCGAGUGUUAGACAACGAGGGGUCUGAAGUGAUAACUGGUGAUCUGGAUGACAAAGAUGAAAACUCUGUUGAGAAAAAGGAUCAAUCCACUGACAUAGUAAAUAUAGAGGAUCUGGACUCUGAUGAUGUACCCAUUUGUCAAAGUCUGGCUCUAGGGAUAGCUAAAAAGUUAAAGAACAAAAAAGGUCAAGAUAUUGAAUCCUCUAACAUGCCCUCCAAAUCUCUCAGGAAAAGAGCUAGUGUUGUCCAUACAAAAAGAUGGAUCAAGGACAUCAUUUCUGCUGCCAGAAAGCAAGCAUUUGAGAAAAAGAUUCCAGCAAAUAUUCCUGAAGUUCCAAAUGACAACAUUUCCUUUCACUUUGUGGAGAAUGUUGAAAAAUGGAAAUUUGUUUAUCAAAGAAGAUUAGCACUUGGAAGGGAACUAGGAAAAUAUGCUUUUGAAUGCAAAGAGGCGACGAGUCUGACUCAAGAGGCUGGAUUAAUGAAAACUGUGACUGGGUUUGGAAAGUGUUAUGAAAUGCUUGUUAAAGAAUUUAUUGUAAACAUCUCUAAUGAAUGUGAUAACAAGAGGAGCAAGGAGUUUAGAAAAGUAGAGAUUACUGCUAAACAAUUAAAGGAAUGGCCAAUGAAAGGGAAGCUGUCCACGAGUGCCUUGAGUGUGAAGUAUGUUGUACUUCACAAAAUUGGAGCUGCUAAUUGGGUACCAACUAAUCACACUUACAACAUUGCUAUAGGAUUAGGUAAGUUUAUUUAUAUUGUAGGGACCAAGUCAAGCUUUGAUUUUGGAUCCUAUAUCUUUGAUCAAACUAUGAAGUAUGAUGCCUCUUAUGCUAUGAAUAUGCCAAUAGUCUUUCCCUCAUUGAUCCAUGGUGUUAUUCUGAGUCAACAUCCAAGUAUCUUAAUCAGUUCUGACAGUAUUUACAAAGGGGACCCUCCUCUCUCAUUACAUUAUAAGGUGUUCAAUGGGAAACAUGUUCCAGACAUUGUCAUGACAUCUGGACAUACAUCUUCCUGGCCUACUAUUAGAACAUACAUCCUUGCUGAGCUAAAAGAUACCUGCAAGACCUUGGGUGAAACUAUCAAAAGUUGUACUAAGAGGAAACGUAAGAUUGAAAUGUUAAUAAAGGUCUUAUCUGAAGAAGAAGGAACUUUGAAAGGUGUUGGAAUAGGUGAAGAAGAGGAAAAUUAA
This is a messenger RNA of Lathyrus oleraceus (garden pea), 1665 nucleotides long. RefSeq lists its product as uncharacterized. The transcript has 4 exons. Lineage: Eukaryota; Viridiplantae; Streptophyta; Magnoliopsida; Fabales; Fabaceae. The record is from RefSeq and is a predicted model, not a curated record. Bases 1 to 1665 code for a protein of 554 amino acids.